Molecule: messenger RNA, 248 nt
Organism: Spodoptera frugiperda (fall armyworm)
Lineage: Eukaryota; Metazoa; Arthropoda; Insecta; Lepidoptera; Noctuidae
Exons: 1
Coding region: 1-180 (59 amino acids)
Source: RefSeq, a predicted model, not a curated record
AUGACUAGGUCAAGUAAAGGGAACCUCAAUGUAGUUGAAGAGUUAUACAAUCAGAUACCAGCAUUCACCGAUGUCUUCUCAGAAGACACAUUUUACAUUUUUGUUGUAUUCUUUGUUUUAUCAACAAUAAUGGUUGCCUUUAUUUUGUCCAGGUUCAUUACUAUCAAACCCGUAGAAUAGAUUGUAUGAUAGAUAUUUAUGUAUGUGCGAAAUUAAUUUCAAAAUGAUUGAAUAAACAGUUAAAUAUA